Messenger RNA from Micropterus salmoides (largemouth bass), 5349 nucleotides. It is a transcript of the gene rbpjb, whose product is annotated as recombination signal binding protein for immunoglobulin kappa J region b. Gene Ontology annotation, cellular component: nucleus; MAML1-RBP-Jkappa- ICN1 complex. The record is from RefSeq and is a predicted model, not a curated record. Gene Ontology annotation, molecular function: RNA polymerase II cis-regulatory region sequence-specific DNA binding; DNA-binding transcription activator activity, RNA polymerase II-specific. Bases 184 to 1656 code for a protein of 490 amino acids. Lineage: Eukaryota; Metazoa; Chordata; Actinopteri; Centrarchiformes; Centrarchidae. The transcript is spliced from 11 exons. Gene Ontology annotation, biological process: regulation of transcription by RNA polymerase II; Notch signaling pathway.
CUCUCUCUGUUGCUGCUGCCCGCCGCCUCCCCCUUUUUUCUCUGUCUUCCUCACCCACCCCCUUUCUCUCAGUCUCCCUCGUUCCUACACCUUCAGUCUACUUCUGUUGUCUCGGCGGAUUGUUGGGCUGUGGGAGAGAAAGGAUAUCGCGAGUAUUGGAGUUUUGGUGAGAGUUUGUGGAAGAUGGCGCCUGUUGUGACAGGGAAGUUCGGGGAGUGCCCUCAGCCACAGCGCCUGACAAGAGAAGCGAUGAGGAAUUACCUGAAGGAGCGAGGCGACCAAACUGUCAUGAUCCUGCAUGCAAAAGUUGCACAGAAAUCCUACGGCAACGAGAAAAGGUUCUUCUGCCCUCCUCCCUGUGUUUACCUGAUGGGCAGUGGCUGGAAGAAAAAGAAGGAGCAGAUGGAGCGAGACGGCUGCUCUGAGCAGGAGUCGCAGCCAUGUGCCUUCAUCGGCAUCGGCAACAGCGACCAGGAAAUGCAACAGCUUAACUUAGAGGGAAAGAAUUAUUGCACAGCCAAAACCUUGUACAUAUCCGACUCCGACAAGAGAAAGCACUUCAUGUUGUCUGUCAAGAUGUUCUACGGCAACAGCGCUGACAUCGGUGUCUUCCUCAGCAAGAGGAUCAAAGUCAUCUCCAAGCCCUCCAAAAAGAAGCAGUCCCUGAAAAACGCUGACUUGUGCAUUGCAUCGGGGACCAAGGUGGCGUUGUUCAACCGGCUUCGGUCCCAAACAGUCAGCACGCGCUAUCUACACGUGGAGGGCGGCAACUUUCACGCCAGCUCCCAGCAGUGGGGCGCCUUUUACAUCCACCUGUUGGAUGACGAGGAGUCAGAAGGAGAAGAGUUCACUGUGAGAGACGGUUACAUCCACUACGGCCAGACUGUCAAGCUGGUUUGCUCCGUCACUGGCAUGGCCCUGCCCAGACUGAUAAUCCGUAAAGUGGACAAGCAGACAGCGCUGCUGGACGCCGACGACCCUGUCUCCCAGCUCCACAAGUGUGCCUUCUACCUGAAGGACACAGAACGCAUGUACCUGUGCCUUUCCCAAGAAAGGAUCAUCCAGUUUCAAGCCACUCCAUGCCCAAAGGAACCAAACAAGGAGAUGAUCAACGACGGCGCCUCCUGGACAAUCAUCAGCACAGACAAGGCCGAAUACACUUUCUACGAGGGCAUGGGCCCCGUCCACUCGCCUGUCACCCCUGUGCCUGUAGUAGAGAGCUUACAGCUAAACGGUGGCGGCGAUGUCGCCAUGCUGGAGCUGACGGGACAGAACUUCACUCCAAAUCUGCGGGUCUGGUUCGGAGACGUUGAGGCUGAGACCAUGUACAGGUGUGCGGAGAGCAUGCUGUGCGUGGUGCCUGACAUCUCCGCCUUCCGCGAGGGCUGGCGCUGGGUGCGGCAGCCCGUCCAGGUGCCUGUCACGCUGGUUAGGAACGACGGCAUCAUCUACUCCACCACACUGACCUUCACCUACACGCCGGAGCCCGGGCCGCGGCCACACUGCAGCGCCGCCGGGGCCAUCCUGCGGGCCGGAAGCUCCAGCCUGCUCAGCAACAGCAGCCAGGAUUCCGGCCCUGGCGUCUACGGCCCCAACAGCACCUCCAACACGGGAGUCACAUCCUCAUCCUCUGCCGCCGCAGCUGUGGUCUCCUAACGCACACAGGGGGCCACUCGUUACAAUAUGCCUUGAGAGCAAAUGUACCGCAAAGGUAUAUAAAGACUAUGGGAAAUAAACAAAAACUGACUCACUCUAAAGUGCUGCGUAUUAAUUUUGGAUACAAAGAAGCUGAAAAGGAAAACUUGGUGGGAGAAAGGAGCAAACGCAGGGGAAAACUGAAGGAGGAGCGACGUCACAACGCUGUCAGCCAAUAGGAAUAAGUGAAAGUGCUCCUUGAAACCCCCCCCACCCCCACCCCCCCCCCCCUCUUUGGUUACUUUAGGGACCUGCCUAUACAGUUCUGGUGUUUGGAAUGAGUGGAGUUCCUGCAGGCUCAGAGCACCAGCACCUUUCUACGGCUGUGAGAAUGGAAACCACAACAACAAUACAUCCAACAUGUCGCCGUGUACAAAAAAAAAUCUCUUGAAAGUAUAUUUUUUUGCCCCCGCCCCCCUUCCACCACUUGUUUUAUAAUUAUUCCUUUUGUUUUGUGUUAUUUUGCAUUCGUUCCUUAAAGGGGGCUGGAUGUAUUGUUGUUGGAGGGAGCGCAAGGAUGCCGAGGGACACAUAAAACGUGACGAUAACAUAGUUUUUAUGGACCAAGGAUCUUGUAUAAGCUUUAGUAAAGGUACAUUUUUCUCCAUACCUUUUUUGUAUUAAACAUAUAGUACACUUUUGUUACCAAAUAGUUUCUAUUCUUCCUCUGAGCUUGGGCUUUGUUUUCCCCCUUUGAGGUCCAAAAUCCCAACCUGUAUGUUACUGCGACCUUACUACAAACGCCUGCUUUUUCAGUCUUUGGAUUGAGCUUUUUGUUUGUUUUGUUUUUUUUCCUUUUGAUACUCUUGCUUCUUCUGAUGGGGGGAAAAAUCUGAAGUCUGGGUUGUUUAUUUGCGUAAGCAAAGGUUGCUUUUUGGUUUUUUUGGUUUUUAAAUUGGGGAAUAACCUCAGAGGGCCUAUGUUUUUAUCAUUGGUUUUUAUGAAGUCUUUAAAAAGAAAAGCUUUAAGCAACGCCUCUGCCUUGCCUGCAAUACUCUAUGUGCGCGAUGUCUCCUUUGAAAAGUAUACACAUCAGUACAUCUCACAUGGAGCCAUAGCAACAUUUGCAGAAUACAUGAAAAAAUAGACUUCCAUGGUUACGAAAACAAACUCGGUUUGUCAUUUUCAAACUAUAGUAACGAGCGUAGUCACUGACUUAAAAGGAUAGCCUUAGUACUGUAUAUUCUUACUGUGUACACAUUCAAACCAGUCACAUAUCUUAUAUCCUGUGUCUGUUGCUUUAUUGGUCACUGUAUCAGAUAAUGUAGUGAAAGUUGUCUCUCCAAACUGCACCUAGCCAGGUGUCUUCCAGUGUGUGCUGUAGUUCUGUUGGCAUUUAACUCCAGUGGUUUUCCAAAAAAAGACUUUUCAAUACUCUUUUCAAUUUGAUGUGGCCUUACUGAUAACUUCAAUUACAAAAAAAAAUACUUCAUCUUUUUCUUAUCUGUUGUUAACUCACCUUGGAGGAACCUGUGCAUAGCACACAAACAUGCUAAUGCCUCGCUUCUUAUCACAGGAGCUCUGCUGUUUGGAGCUCGUUGAACCACCUUGUCGUGCAUAGCAGCCUUCUGAAGGAUCUCUUAGCCUUCGUCUUUUGGUGUACAAGUACAAAGAACCCCGUUUUUUAUUCUCAUGCCGGUGCCCAGCACCUUUUCACUUUUGGUACAAUGUCUCACGAGCGCUGUAAGCUCUUUUCAGCCUUCUUUUUUUUUAAAAAACAAAACAAUCUCCUGUGGUUUAUUAUCUUUGCAGAAACGUGUGUGUGUGUGUAUGUGUGUGUGUGUGUGUGUGUACAUUGUAAACGCACUGUCUAAGUAGUUGCACUCAUCUGUGUUCAUGCCGACCGCGUCUCCUGUAGGAGUAUAAAGGCCUUCUUAAAUGUGUAUUAUUGCAGAUGUGCAGUUCCAAACAUAACAGCAAUAUUGUACAGGUCAUUUCAUCGUCUUUGUCUGCCUGAGCACUAGUUCACCAGCCAGUGUGCGUGCGUGUGGGUGACUGUCAUAUGUAGUUGCCGUAAUGGAAUACUGAGUCAGACUCGCUCCAUUUCAACCAACCGCUCUCCAAAAAGGAAAAAACCUUUGAGAUUCACGGGUCUUUUCUGUCUUCCACCCGGAUCCAAAUGUCUUAUAAUUGUGGAUAAACAUUCAAAGGCAAUACUUGUGAUUUUAGUAUUACAGUACAACUGUAAACUCUUCCGGGGAAAAAGGAAUAGAACAACGAUACUGUAACUUGAAUGUCUGCUUAAUGAAGUAAUUUCAGAAUUUUUCUUACAAACAAACCCUUGAAAUAGGAACAAAAAAGGAUUCGCUUGCACCCCCUUCGAUGUAAAAAAAAAAAAGAAAAAAAGAUGAACUUAAGUUAUGCCCCCUGUUUCGGCACCCUGCCCACCUGUCAGUCAUUAGUGUAAAAUGUUUUAUAUUGUAAUAAUGAUAUUUUUUAAAUUAUUGGUACAAAGUCUCCCCUUAUGUCAGGAAAAAAAAAGAAAAGAAAAGUGCAUUAUUGCCCGUGCUGCCUAGGUUGGCCACUUUCUGUCUGUCCUGGAAUUGUGGAGGACUUGGUGCUGCAGCUGUAAUGUAGCAUCCAAACCUAAUAGUUGCGCUUCUUCACGCUGAAGUCUUGUGACGAGCUGCAGGUCAACCUGAAUUCUUUUAGUCUGCAGGAUGGAGGUCACUAAAUCCCAUCUGUAGAUUUUUAACCUGCGUGUUUUCUCCAUGUUUAUUAGCUCUAAAUUCAGACAGUUUUUAACAUAGCCUCCACAUUUGCAUCACAACCCCCUCUGAGCUUGGAUAUUUUGGGGUUUUUGUUUACAGUCGAGUUGCCUCUUUAGGCCGACCACCCCUGGCUCCUCUUCAUCUUCCUCACGCGAGUCUGAACAGAGCAGCUUUGUCACAUUCGCUCAAACUAAUAAAGGGGGUGGUGCACGCUGUUUAAAAAUAAUAAUAAUGUGUCGCCUUGACAAUCCGAGCUGGUUUACAGUUAGUUUUUCUCUUCAAACGUUCUGCCGUUUUGAGAGAUAGGGAGGGUCCAGAAUAACUUGAUCACAUGCCUUGCUCACGAACUGUCAAAAGCGGUCAGAAAAAUGUUACAUGCCUUCUUGGAAAAAAUAAAUAAAACGCACGCUCUGUUAACCUGGCGACAAAGCUUUCAGAGAGGGAAUCAAAUCUCAUUAGCGAUGCUUUUACAAAAUGGCUUAACCAGUUUCUUUCUACUUCGUGUCUGUCUGGUCAUAUUUGUUUUUGCUCUUCCAAAAGCAGCUGUUCUUGUGUGUGUUUGUUUUUUUUGUAAUGAGCUCUGAACAAUGUAUGUAUCCUCUAAUAUGCCAAAUGUCUUUUUUAUAAUGUAGUUUUCAUGCACUGCUAAACAAAACAGGGCAGAGUGAGAGGCAGCUUUAAACAAAUAAAAAAACAAAACAAAGGAGUGUGGAGCCCUUCUCUGUCGCACUCAGCCUUACUUCUCCUUAAGACUUAUCUGGCUGUUUGCACUACAGAGCGCUAACCUUUCUCUUUCUCUCACACAUUUCAUCCUCACUCGUCAUCGCUCAUGUUUAUGUAUGUACAUUUGGAGUGUUCUCACUUUCUCCUCUUAUUUUAUUUUAUUUUUUUUUUGGUUUUAACAUGCAGCCUGUUAUGCUUAGCUUUGCUACAGUUGGAUCAC